AUGACCACCAACUACGUCAAAGACCAGGGCCCAGAUUUCAGAAAUGAGAUCCAGCGCGUCGCAAUUAUCGGUGCCGGAGGCACCGUGGGCAAGCCUAUCGCCCAAGAACUCCUCAAAACAGGCAAGCACACGGUAACCGCGCUGACUCGCGUCGGGGGCCAAAACACUUUACCCGAAGGCAUCCAGACCGUGCUUGUCGACUACCACGAUGAGACAAGUCUCGUGAAUGCCCUCAAGGGCCAGGACGCCGUGGUAAUCACAUUACCCGUCACCGCAGCACCAGACACACACUCCAAGAUCGUACAAGCCGCCGCGAAGGCUGGGGUUAAAUACGUGAUGCCGAAUGUCUGGGGCUGCGACGCCGCAAAUGACUCUCUAGUGAACAGCGGACUAGGCUGGGAGCGGGUCCCGAGGUCUUUCGAGGAAAUCGAGAAGACGGGUGUUUCGUCGUGGAUGGCGCUUAUCUGUGGGUUCUGGUAUGAGCAUAGUGUGAGCCUUGGACCCGCUACUUUCGGGUUUAAUUUUGCGGAGAAGAAAGUGGUGUUCUUUGAUGACGGGAAGACUCCGAUGAACGUUAGUACUACUGCGCAGUGUGGGAGAGCUGUUGCGAAGCUGUUGAGUUUGAAGGUGUUGCCUGAGGAUGAGAACGAUCAGAGUGUGACGCUGAGUCGUUGGUUAAAUAAACCCGUCUAUAUCUCCAGCUUCCGGGUGACUCAGAAGGAGAUAUUUGAGAGUUGGAAGCGGGUCACCGGUGAGAAGCAUGAAGAUUGGACGGUUGUGUAUGAGUCCAGCCGUGAACGAUACGAACAGGCACUCGAGAGAGUAAGGAAUGGAGACCACGGUGCCUUUGUUCAGGCCAUGUACUCCCGUGUCUUGUUUCCAAAUGGAGACGCGGAUUAUGAGAGCAAGCAUGGUUUGGCUAAUGAACCUCUUGGUGUUCCUCAGGAGGAUCUCGAUACGCAGACCAGGAAUGCGAAGGCAAUGGUUGAUCAGGGGUACGAUUAUAUGACCAAGCGGAACUGA
This is a messenger RNA of Aspergillus nomiae NRRL 13137, 1023 nucleotides long. Its product is annotated as aromatic alcohol reductase. The coding region runs from base 1 to 1023 and encodes 340 amino acids. NCBI's taxonomy places the organism in Eukaryota, Fungi, Ascomycota, Eurotiomycetes, Eurotiales, Aspergillaceae. Gene Ontology annotation, molecular function: oxidoreductase activity. The record is from RefSeq and is a predicted model, not a curated record. The transcript is spliced from 2 exons.